UCUCCCUUUUUCUCGUUACUCUGCACAAAAUAAAAAUCAGUAGCACGCGUGUGGGACGGGGAAAAAGAACGAAUGGCCACAGCUCUCUCUCUCAACAACGGCUACAUCCUCCGCGGGAACCGCGUCGCCGCCGCUGCGAAUCUCCUCGCCCCGUGGCGGCGGAGGCCGCGGUGGUCUCCGCCGCCCCUCCCCGCGGCGGGGUCGAAGGCCGACGACUCCUCGGCGCCCUUCGAGAUGUCCGUGGAGAGCGCCCUGAAGCUUCUAGGGGUUUCCGAGGGCGCCUCCUUCGACGACAUCCUCCGAGCCAAGAACGCCACCAUCGCCUCCUGCAAGGACGAUCCCGAAGCAGUAGCCCAGGUCGAGGCUGCAUAUGAUAUGCUGCUUAUGCAGAGUCUAUCACAACGCAGGUCUGGCAAAGUUGCAAAUAGUAGCAUCCGUUAUGCUGAUGUUAAACCCGUAAGAAGUGCGGGUACUGGUCCAAUGCCACAGUGGGUACAGUCAACUAUGAAGAAUAUUCCAGUCUCAAUUGAACCUCCAUCUCCAAGCAAUUUGGCAGUUCAGGCUGGUGUCUAUGGGGCAAUGAUGGUAUUCACUUUUGCUAGUGGAACCUCCGCAAAUAUCCCAGCGACGUAUAGUGGAGCUGACGUUCCUGGAGUAGUAUUGGCUACUGGAUUUGGUGCUUCCUUAUACUUUUUGACAAAGAAGAACAUUUCUCUAGGGAAGGCAGCAGUGAUCACUGUUGGCGGACUUGUGGUGGGUGCGGUGGUCGGAUCUGCAGUGGAGAACUGGUUACAGGUGGAUAUCGUCCCCUUUUUUGGUAUCCAUUCACCAGCGGUGAUCGUAAGCGAAUUCAUUCUGUUCUCACAGUUGUUAGUAUCACUGUAUUUGAGGUAGGUGUGAUUUAUGAGUGUGUUGUACCUAACUUUCGUGUAAUUAGUCCUGCCGAACUGUUCUUGAUUUUUGAGCACUAUGCACAGAUCCUUCAACUGUAACAACAUGGGCACCCUAGUUGUGUAUAGAAAAUCAGUAAUCAGCAAUCAACAUUAUUCUCUUUUUAGUGUUC
This is a messenger RNA of Ananas comosus (pineapple), 1063 nucleotides long. Its product is annotated as protein CHAPERONE-LIKE PROTEIN OF POR1, chloroplastic. Gene Ontology annotation, cellular component: chloroplast membrane. The record is from RefSeq and is a predicted model, not a curated record. The coding region runs from base 73 to 894 and encodes 273 amino acids. The transcript is spliced from 3 exons. NCBI's taxonomy places the organism in Eukaryota, Viridiplantae, Streptophyta, Magnoliopsida, Poales, Bromeliaceae.